AUGGACAAGAUCACUCUUUAUUAUUUCACUGUUGGCGAUAGCCUUACACGUGCUCGUGGAGAGAAUGUCAAGCUCUUACUUGAAGAUGCUGGAUUAGAGCACGACUAUAUUCGUGUCAAGCAUGAAGAAUGGCCCGCAUUAAAGCAAAAGCUUCAAGCCAAAGGUAUCCAUUCUGCUACCCUCCCCUUCAUCGAAACCAAUGGCCAAACGUUCGUCAAGGCACCUGCCAUCAUGCGCUACAUUUCUACAAAGCUGGGUGGCAAGUAUCAUGGCUCUACUCCUGAGGAAAACCAAAUUUUAGACGUUGUUGCUGAACUCAAUGAUGUGUGGUUUGAACACUUGAAAAACUCUUUCUUUGGAUCUGAUGAAAUGAAGGCUAAAUAUGCCAACGAGACCCUUCCUGCACAAAUCAGCUUGUUUGAAAAGUAUUAUUCUGAUCGUGAGGGUCCUUAUCUCUUGGGUGAAAAGCUUACCUUUGCUGAUAUCUUGAUCUACCACAUGAUUGAUGAUGGUGGUGCUCGCAGCAAGUUGGAGGGCGCUGCACCUAACCUUCUCAAGUUUGUCGAGGCCUUUGAAGAGCGUCCCAACCUUAAAAAGUACUUUGCUACUCUUAAAUAA
This is a messenger RNA of Mucor velutinosus, 618 nucleotides long. RefSeq lists its product as uncharacterized. Gene Ontology annotation, biological process: glutathione metabolic process. The transcript is spliced from 4 exons. NCBI's taxonomy places the organism in Eukaryota, Fungi, Mucoromycota, Mucoromycetes, Mucorales, Mucoraceae. Bases 1 to 618 code for a protein of 205 amino acids. Gene Ontology annotation, molecular function: glutathione transferase activity. The record is from RefSeq and is a predicted model, not a curated record.